AUGGUGGACCCUAUUUCGAUCAUUUCGGCGGUAGACCUCUGCUUCAAAUAUGGCACGAAACUGGUUCACUUAUGCAGCGCAAUUGCACACGCCAAAGGCGAUAUUAAAGAGAGAUCCCUCCGUGUGGAAACAUACUGGAUGAGGACGGAGCUCCAGCUGAAUGUGGUGCGGGAAAUUGCUUCUGAGCUCAGUGAGAAGCAUCGGAUGAUACAACAUGCGACGAUUGCAAUGCUCGUCACCAAGUUGGAAAUUGCGAUCAACAAUGUUGAGUCCACCAUAAAGAGUCAUCCUGAUGGGGACCAAGAACUGGAAGUACAUCGGUGGAGAUAUGCGCUUAUGAAGGAAAAGAUUGACCGGACUAUUGAGGAUUUGAAAGAAUGGCAAUCACUAUUUGACCCAUCGUGGUAUCUGAUCAUGAAGGUCACAGACCGUCAAAUCGAUGAUGGCCUAAGGAAGAACCGAAUAUCUUCUGCUAUGAAAUUUCAAGACCCGAUACCUCCUGCGCAGUCUCUCAGGAUAGCGUUGCAUCCGACAGACGCGUACACUCCAUCGCGCAGGGGCCAAUGUCGGGAUAUGAAGAAAGAUAUCCGAGAUCUUGCCAGACGGCUGGCUGGGUCCGAUGCGAUCGAGUUCGGUCUCCUUAGCUGUAAAGGAUAUAUCCACCACCGGAACGACGACUGUUCUCAACCUACGCCAGAUGCAUUUACCAUCAUCUUCCGAAUGCCAACACAGCAUCUUCCACCUCGCUCUCUCCGAGGUUGUUUUCAGGACAUGAACCAUAGCCACUCCCUCUCCGACCGGUUCAAGUUAGCAAACGAGCUUGCGAAAGCAGUGCAUUCUGUUCACUUGUUUGGAUUUGUCCACAAGAACAUCCGACCAGAGACAAUCUUACUUUUGGGAAGUGAUGAAUCCUCAAUUGGAUCUGCCUUCUUGAUCGGAUUUGACAGCUUCCGAAUGGCCUCUGGUAGAACUUUGCGCAAAGGCGAAGCGUCCUGGGAACGAUGCCUUUACCAACACCCAGACCGCAUAGGAAGCAUUUCCUCCGAAGAUUAUAUCAUGCAACAUGAUAUCUACAGCCUUGGUGUAUGCCUGUUAGAGCUGGGAUUGUGGGAGUCAUUCGUGUCGUACGACGAGCUGACUACGGCAAGCGAUGACAAGGCUCCAAUCCCUGUUCGGGCUUCUAUUCUUGGAACAGGCCGAGGGUUAUAUUUCCAAAAGCAUCUCCUCUUCUUGGCGCAGGGUGAACUACGGAAGCGAAUGGGGACCCGAUACUCCGACGUUGUUGUCACUUGUUUGACAUGCUUGGAUGCCAAAAAUGUCGACUUCGGAGAGAAGGCCGAUUUUGAAGAUGCCGAUGGCAUUGAAGUGGGUGUGAGAUAUAUUGAGAAGUAUGACCUUUGUGUGGCUAUCCUUCGCUCCCCUUCCCACGUCAAGGUGGAACUGCGCUACUGGUCAACGACCGUAUCUGAGGAAUAUGCUUCGGAUAUCAUGGAUCGUCUUUUCGAUCAGCUGGAACAGAUUGUGCAUCAUGCGACCAAGCCAUUGAGCGUCAUCACCAGCAUUGGAUGA
Penicillium verrucosum is the source of this 1569-nucleotide messenger RNA. RefSeq lists its product as uncharacterized. Lineage: Eukaryota; Fungi; Ascomycota; Eurotiomycetes; Eurotiales; Aspergillaceae. The record is from RefSeq and is a predicted model, not a curated record. The transcript is spliced from 5 exons. The coding region runs from base 1 to 1569 and encodes 522 amino acids.